CUCAACGCUGAGGACAAGGAGACCGCAAAAGAAGAAGGGGAUCAGCAAGCCCUUCCGCAGCUUUCCGCCGAGACUUCCUUCACAAGCAGCACGGAAGCUCGAGGGGAGGGGCGAGGCGGUAAAAGAAAGCAAAACAAGGGGCAGAAACCGCUUUCUGCGAGUGCGGGGAGGAAAGCGGCGCUUCGCUAGGGCAGCCUCCGGCCGUCGGCGAGGCGCAGCCGCCGCUCCGGACGAAGCAGCUCCAUAUCCCUCACCUCAGGCCGGGGUCCAACGGCCGUAACGGACACUGCCCCCCGCAACGCGCCGGGCGCGGGGGUGGUGGGGCGGAGCCAGUCGCGCGCCGCAGCGCCCACUACGCCAUUUCCCUCAGCCUGAGAGGGCAGCUAUGGGGGAUUUGGUGCGGAGUCGAGUCCGUGGGGAGGCCGCCGGCUGUGAGGGAUUGCUAAAGCUGUGAAGAGGAAGGGUAACAGAAGCGAGUCAGAGUUCUGACAGAAAUGAUUUUCGCCUGGAAUUUCCCCGGCAUUGAUAGAUCUGCAGUGGGCAUCCAGAUUUAGACAACUUCACAAACUUGGAGAUAAACCUGUUUUGUCACAUUUUUCUUACAUAUUAUAAGGUGUUAAACAGAUAACUUGGCUUUGAAUAUGCACCAUGUAAGAUACACAUGUUGUUCAGCAUACAGAGCCAUGCACGAGUCACUUCAUAUUCCAAGACUGGGAUAGUUGUUAUUCAUGACAGCAUGAAUAGCGAGGAUCAAAGAUACAGAAGCAAAAUGUUUAUUUUGCAGUCAGUAGGUUAUAUUUCUUAAUCACUCUGGAAACACUGAUGGGUGGAUCAAUGCAUUUUUAUCAAAUUGUGUACAUCAGCAUUCUGACUGCAGCUUGUUGCAUCUUGCCUGAAAGAGUUCUGGGAGAGCCACCUAGCAACCUACAAAUGGAAUCUCACAAUUUUCAGCACAUUUUGUCUUGGCAGGCAAAAAGUGAUCCAACUGUGACAACAUACUAUCGUGUACUGUACAAUGACCGCAGGAACUGGAUGACUGCUAAGCAAUGUUCAGAUAUUACACAACUCUACUGUAAUCUGACAGAUGAUUUUAAAGAGGCUGACACUCAGUAUUUAGCAUUGGUUCAGAGCUUCGUAGGAACUGAAGUAUUCAAUUCUUCUGUACUUGAUUUUGAACCACUUCUUGACACUUUCCUGGGACCACCAGAAGUUAAUAUCAGUUCCUGCCUAAACUGCAUAAAUGUCACCAUAAAGCUGCCAACCUCUCACUUAAGAAAAAAUGAAAAGCUAUUGUCUUUAAUUGAUAUAUAUGAAGAGCUUGAUUAUGGUAUAACACUGAAAACACUUGAUGGAGAUCAUAAGAGGCUGCAUAAGAAAAUGACUGAAGAAAUUUUUAGUACUGUCAUUGAAGAAUUGUAUCCAAAUAGAAAUUACUGUGUGUCUGUUAUGGUCACUGCAUCUCUCAACAAAAAUUCCAUCCCAUCAGCCUGGAAAUGUGUAACUACGGACUCUGUCGCUCAACAAGAUUAUUAUACAGUUGCAGUCGCAGGUGCUGUAUGUUUUUCACUCAUCUUAGCUGGUGCCCUGAAGUGUAUGCAUGCAGGAGGUUAUAUUCUUCAGAAAAACUUACUUCCACAUAGUUUGGUAUUCAGCAAGAUGUUAACCUAUCCACUUUGGACAUUCGAAUCUGAAGAAAUAGCCUCUGUAGAGAUCAUUUACAAAGAGGUUAAAAAAAAGACAAAUGAAUCCAGUGGUGGUGGUGUCAGUGAUGAAGAUGACAGUGACGACAGUGACAGCGAUGCCAUAAGUAAUCAUGACUAUGCAAGGCGUGAUAUCAUAGGUAGAGUGCCUCAUUCCUCUGGCACGGCAGAUGGUUUUGUGCAGUACUCUAUAAAUAGCACAUGCGAGGACAGCAGCAGCCAGGCAAGCGAACAUCCAGACAUUGACCCUGAAGAUUUUGAAGAGCAUGAGAUGGACAUUGAAGAAGACAAAGACACAAGUAGUGAGUUACUUAAUACUUUCUCUGAGGUAAAUUGCAACUAUUCUUCUAGGCAAAGGAACAGUGCUUGCUUUACCAUUAACUUAAAUACUGUGCUGUUGGGAGCCUCUGAAGAGAACAUGGACAGUUCUGCAGUUCUUCUUUCUUCCCAAGAAGAUGCAGUUGACUGGCAGUGUGCUCAUGCUUUUGAAGCAAAACUUCUGGAUGACACCAAAAGUGUGCGGAAACCACUCUGUCCUAACAGCUCUCAAGAAUGGCAAAUUUCUUCUCAUUCUUCUGAUGGAAGUGACUCAUCAGAUUCAGAUAUGGACCAAAAAACUGAAUACCUAAGAAGAUAAAUAAAUGAGAACCACCGUU
Messenger RNA from Chroicocephalus ridibundus (black-headed gull), 2356 nucleotides. RefSeq names its product interferon alpha and beta receptor subunit 2 (gene IFNAR2). Lineage: Eukaryota; Metazoa; Chordata; Aves; Charadriiformes; Laridae. The record is from RefSeq and is a predicted model, not a curated record. Gene Ontology annotation, molecular function: protein binding; interleukin-22 receptor activity. Gene Ontology annotation, biological process: cytokine-mediated signaling pathway. Gene Ontology annotation, cellular component: plasma membrane. The transcript is spliced from 10 exons. The coding region runs from base 823 to 2337 and encodes 504 amino acids.